GCCAUGGAAUUUUAUUGCACUCGCUCCAAGAAAGCCAGCGGCCGCCGAGGAAUAAAUAAAUAAAAAUUUCUCGGUGGGCUUACAUCAUGCUGCCCCAUGUCCGCGUCUGCAUUCAAAUCUGCAAAUCAUCUUUCUUAAUUUAAAGAGGAUUCCGAGACGCAGACGCAUCACAUCAAGUUUUAUGUGUGUCGGUGUCGUUCGCCCAACAAUUGGAUGAAGAUGGAGUUGCGACUUUUAACCAAAAGAUCCAAAAGGGGCCCCUGUCGAAGAACCCCCAUCCCUGCCCACCUGCUGCUCCGUUCGUGGUCUCCAUUCCCAGCUUCGUCCUCAUCCUCAUCUUCAUCUUCAUUUUGAGCUGCGACUUUGCGCAUGCGCAGACGACUGACUUCGUUUGAAGUUCUGUUGACUGAUGUUGUUGUGCGUUGUUGUUGCUCUGCUAAAAGUUGGUAAUGAAAGAAGCACACACAGAACGAGGUGUACAUAUGUGUGGCCAUAUAUGUAUAUAUAUAUAUAUAUAUGUGUGUGGUAUGUGCCAGCAGCAACAAAAGCAGCAGCAGAUGCCAAGACAACCUUGAAAUGUAUAGCAGGGUCCAACGAACGAAUAUAAAAAAGGUUCUUUGGUUCCUUGGUUCCAUGGUUCUUUGGCUCUCCAGGUUCUUGGGCUCAUUAUUUCCUUCUUCUUUUUUUUUCUACUUCAAGAAUAAGCGAGAACAGUAAGUAACUGCUCGCCGGGAAUGCCCCAAUCAGGAUAAAUCUCUGGGGUAAACGACGGCUCCAGAAAGCAAAAGUGCCAGCCGAUAAGAGGAGUAUUUUUAAACAGCCCGAAUGCGAUUGAGUUGGAAGAUAAAACCCGGAAGUUGCGGAAGUUGAAAGCGCUGGCGAAAGUUCCGACUUGGUGCGAUUAUAUAAGGGAAUCUCGCCGGUAUGCAGUAUCAGUGCAAUCCAAACGCUUGCCUUGAAAACCAUAUCCUUUGCAACUAACCACACAAUGAAAGUACUCCUGGCUUUAACUUUCCUGGCCACUUUGGCUCUUUCAGUGGCCCUUCCCCAGGUGGGACAUGGAUCUGUAAAUGGACCCAGUGGGCGCUUCCCUAUGACGAAGAAUUGGGCGCAACCUCCGGUUGAUUUGCGAAAACCCAUUAUCUUUCUGCCAGAGGCCACGCCCAUUCACGAAGCCCAGGAGUCGCGCCCCCGACUAGCCAAACAUCGCAAGAGUGGAUAGAUGCCAAGGAAUACCUAUUUAUUAUUUAAAUUUAAUAAGUAUAUGUUCGUAAGACAAUCUGUUUCGUUGACAUCUUAUAGAUGCGAAUUAUAUUUAGCAAAACAUUAGAAAAGUCAAGGAAUUUCUGAAAUAUAAGUUAAGAAACAUAGCACUAACUCGCUAUAAAAUAGCUUACAUUCUAAUAACUAAAUUUGGCCUUCAUUCGAAUUAAUUGAACAUGAAGUUCACAAAAAUUAGGUACAAAAACAUUAAUUUACUUUGGAGAAGGACGAAACAUAAUUUAAUCUUGCUUACAAAUUUACAAAAUGCAACCAGUUUUUUUCGCGUGCUAUAUUUUAUUGAGUUUUUGAUAAAUUUCGCUAAUCAAACAUUACAACAUAUAUAUAUGGCGUGCUUAAUGGCACUAACUAAUGCUUAACUAAUAACUUAUUUAAUUUAAAACAUUAAUUUCUGUGCCAGAUAUAAAACAAGUAAGGCAAUGCAAAUAAAUUGUUUGAUUGUAGCUGAAGAACUUUAAAUUAAGUUCUUUAUUAACCAGUUUGAUACUCAACGAAUUAUAGCACCUGUUUCUCUGGCAGUUCAGAUGGAGCUACUGUUUGUUGGUUCUUUUGCUAUUAAUCAAGACCCAUUUUUAUUUAAAUUUAUUUCUGAAUUUAUCAAAGAUACUAGUUUCCCAUAUAUGUAUGUGUAUGUAUUACAAUCAAUGACGAAUGAGCAGUAUGAGUGCUUGAGCAGUUUCCCAAGUUACUAAAUAUUGAAGAUAAAUAUUUCUAGAAAAAAAACAAUCAUUCCUAAUUUGAAUCUCUUAUAGAAAAACACGUGCAGACAAUAUUUAAUUGAAAACAAAUCCUAUGAUUGGCCCUUUACCAGAAAUAAGCAGAAACUUGAUGAAUAUUCAUUGCCUAGUUGACAUAAUUAAUCCAUAGUCACCUAAUUUAGAUAAAAAACUUGUUUUCCCAAACUGAUUGGGGAUCCCCCAAGGCACAAACGACGAAUUUAUUACAUCUCAAAAGUAUUCUAGCAAAGCUAUUUAGAUUUCAUUUUAACGUAGCUACUGUUUCAAAACCCGAAAAAAAUUGUGGAACCGACGUGUUAAAUUAAAAUGCAAAUU
Molecule: messenger RNA, 2333 nt
Organism: Drosophila melanogaster (fruit fly)
Lineage: Eukaryota; Metazoa; Arthropoda; Insecta; Diptera; Drosophilidae
Exons: 2
Coding region: 989-1222 (77 amino acids)
Source: RefSeq, marked reviewed